This is a messenger RNA of Tupaia belangeri chinensis (Chinese tree shrew), 939 nucleotides long. It is a transcript of the gene PTN, whose product is annotated as pleiotrophin. Bases 346 to 852 code for a protein of 168 amino acids. Lineage: Eukaryota; Metazoa; Chordata; Mammalia; Scandentia; Tupaiidae. The transcript has 5 exons. Gene Ontology annotation, cellular component: extracellular region. Gene Ontology annotation, molecular function: growth factor activity. The record is from RefSeq and is a predicted model, not a curated record.
AAACGUCUCCCUCCCUCGCCCAGCCCGCGUCCUCUCUCUGCUCGCUCCUUAUCCCUCCCAUUCUCCAUUCCUCUUCCGUUCCCUCCCUGUCAGGGCGUAAUUGAGUCAAAGGCAGGAUCAGGUUCUCCGCCUUCCAGUCCAAAAAUCCCGCCAAGAGAGCCCCAGAGCAGAGGAAAAUCCAAAGUGCAGAGAAGGGAAGAAAGAGACCAGUGAGUCAUCCGUCCAGAAGGGAGGCGCAGCCGCCCGGGCAGGAGCAGCUGCGGACGGGUACCUGGACUCCGGCAGGAACCUCGCCCCUUGCAACAAAGGCCGCCUGAGCCCAGAGAGACCUUUGCAGCUCAAAAAAUGCAGUCCCAACAGUACCAGCAGCAGCGUCGAAAAUUUGCAGCUGCCUUCUUGGCAUUCAUUUUCAUUUUGGCAGUUGUGGACACUGCUGAGGCGGGGAAGAAGGAGAAGACAGAAAAAAAAGUGAAAAAGUCUGACUGUGGAGAAUGGCAGUGGAGUGUGUGUGUGCCCACCAGUGGAGACUGUGGACUAGGCACCCGUGAGGGCACCCGGACCGGAGCUGAGUGCAAACAAACUAUGAAGACCCAGAGAUGCAAGAUCCCCUGCAACUGGAAAAAGCAAUUCGGUGCGGAGUGCAAAUACCAGUUCCAGGCCUGGGGAGAAUGCGACCUGAAUACAGCCUUGAAGACCAGAACUGGAAGUUUGAAGCGAGCCCUCCACAAUGCCGACUGCCAGAAGACAGUCACCAUUUCCAAGCCCUGUGGCAAACUGACCAAGCCCAAGCCUCAAGCAGAAUCUAAGAAGAAGAAAAAGGAAGGCAAGAAACAGGAGAAGAUGCUGGAUUGAAAGAUGCCACCUUCUGUGGACCGCAAAAGGGACAUCAGCAAACACGAUCAGUUAACUAUUGCAUUUAUACCUACUGUAGGCUUUUUA